GUGGAACACCUGUACAUACUGGUCUGCCAGACACUGGACUCCCUCUCCAGGAAAAAGAGGGAGAAGCUGCCCUCUUCCCUGGGCCCCGACGGCCGCGAUGCCGACGCCACCUUCACGGAGAGGCAGGAGGAGUUCCUGUCCCUGGAUGACAUCCCAGAAACCAGCCAGGCCAGCGUGGACAUGAGGAGGGAUCAGCAGCCUGCUGCCGUGAACAUCGUUCCCCUGACCCCGAUGUCCCUGGUGCCCCCGGAAGAGGGGGAGAAGAAGGAAAAUCCCCUCCUGAG
Messenger RNA from Zonotrichia albicollis (white-throated sparrow), 284 nucleotides. The record is from RefSeq and is a predicted model, not a curated record. NCBI's taxonomy places the organism in Eukaryota, Metazoa, Chordata, Aves, Passeriformes, Passerellidae.